Tigriopus californicus is the source of this 1046-nucleotide messenger RNA. RefSeq lists its product as uncharacterized. Lineage: Eukaryota; Metazoa; Arthropoda; Copepoda; Harpacticoida; Harpacticidae. Gene Ontology annotation, molecular function: protein binding. The record is from RefSeq and is a predicted model, not a curated record.
UCCUCAAGAUGCCAGAGAGAUCCCGCAAGAAGUUCUUGUAUUACUGAGUGGAACAAGCCCUUCCACUGUGGCGGUGGUAAAUUCCAUUGGAUUUGAAUGCGAUGUGGAGAUCCCGGAAAUUCCUCAACCUUACGGUUCACCCGGUAGACGAGGGAUGUCAGCAGGGUACUGGAAUCGCUCCUUAAUUGCUUGUGGUGGUCUGGACAAUAGUGGACCUCCCAUAUCCUCAUUCAAAGAUUGUCAAAUGUUAGAUUUGGAUACAAGGAUGUGGCAAGAGGGACCAGACAUGCCUGAGCUUCUGGCUUACUCUGGCUAUACAAUGGUUGGUAGCGUGUUUUAUGUCAUUGGUGGCUAUCACACUAAAUACGAUGGAGGUGGACCAACCCAAUAUGUCUAUUCAGAUCAAAUCUACUUCUUGGAUCUGGCUGACAUCGAAAUAGGCUGGGUCACGUUGGACAUGAAAUUGCCCAGCGCAUCAAGCGAUUUGUGCGCAGUCGCUUCCCCCAAGGGGAACAUUUUCGUGAUUGGAUCGCUCUCGGGAUAUUUCAAUCCAAACCAAGCCGAUUCUUGGACAUCCAUCCCUAAUCAAGAGGGGGUUGGAUUAGGUUGUGACCUUUAUCUCACUGAAUUCAACUCAAGCAUCGUAGUGGCAGUGGGUGGAUCUUCGUUGAAGAACAAAGUGGAAACUUUAAACAUCGGAAGUGAAGAUCUUCCAGAUAUGGCUUGGAACACGGAUCUCCCUCCAUUUUCUGAGGAACGAACUCGACGCCCUAGUAUUGGAGUGCUCAACCUUGAUCUGAUUAUUGCUGGCGGAAGCCAAACCAGUUCCAAAAUUGAGAAAUUUACCGAGUUUGGGUGGAGCCAAGACGCUUCAGGAGCCCUCAAGGAAACAAGAGCAGAUCAAGCUUCCAUCCGAGUCCCAUCGUCUAUGUUCCCGGAAUGUCAAUCUUGAGUUUUAACCGUAGCUCCAAUUCGCCCAACAUCAAUACAUUACAAAGAUAUACAUGACAAAACACAUUUUUGCUCAAACACGAAAUUUCAGAAUA